AUGCGAUCCGGAACGACAUCAUGUGACGACUACGCUGUUUGCGCAGGGCAUCAACGAUCGCCUGAUGAGCUUCCGCCUGCUCGACCGGGGAGGCACAUUCACCAGCGUCAUCAGCGUCUACGCCCCCCGAUGACCAGCCCCGACUCUGCAAGGAACAGAUGCUACGAGGACCUGCACGUCCUCCUGGCGACUGUGCCGAAGGCGGACAAGUUGAUUGUCCUUGGUGACUUCAACGCCCGCGUCGGCACAGACCAUUCUGCCUGGAGAGGAAUGCUGGGUCUUUAUGGUAUCGACGGCUCCAACGACAAUGACCGAGUCCACCUACGAACCUGCGCAGAAGACCGGCUCACCCUGACCAACACCUAA
Messenger RNA from Spirometra erinaceieuropaei, 366 nucleotides. NCBI's taxonomy places the organism in Eukaryota, Metazoa, Platyhelminthes, Cestoda, Diphyllobothriidea, Diphyllobothriidae. The record is from the annotation of a GenBank genome assembly.